AUGAACAAAACCGAGGAUCAAAUUGAAGAGAUAAUUGAGGAUGUGGUCAAAAAUUAUCAAGCUUGGCAUGUUGGUGCAAGGGACUAUGAUGGCAAGGGUAGGAAUGAUGAUGGGAAAGGGUCGGUAUAUGCUAUGGAGCAAGCUAGGAUCAUUGAGAAGCUUAGCUCGAGAUUGGAAAAGCUAGAGAGCACACCAAGUCAUACACCAUCACCAUCAACGAUUCCACCACCUUCGGCUACUCUUCUCACCAAGGGGAAGAGCAAGGUUAGUUCCUAUGACACUAUGCCUCCGGGCACAUCUUUUGUGAUAAUUGUCAAGAUUUUGGUCAUUUCCCCAAUGCUUGUCCUUUGGGGUGAGGAUCCUAAGGGAAAUGAGUCCCCGAACUGUGAUAUAGCGGAAGAGGAGUCUCAUGUUGAUGGCGUGAUUGAUGGUGUUAAGUCGAUGGAGACUACUCUUCCUCCUCUCCCAAUUCCUCCCCCCCCCCCCUAUCCUCAAAGAAUUGCUGGAAAAAAGCUUGAUGAUCAAUUCCAUAAGUUUUGGGAAACAAUUAGCAUGCUAUAUGUGUCAUUGUCUUUCACCGAGGCGCUUAAGCAAAUGCCACAUUAUUCUCGGUUCAUGAGAGACAUUUUGAGCGGCAAAAGGACUUGUGGCACCAAUGAAACCGUGCACCUAAAGGAGCAUUGUAGUGCUUUGAUUUCGAGCCCUUUCCCCCCAAAGCUCGAGGAUCCCGGGAGCUUCUCGAUUCCUUGUAGCAUCCAAGAGCUUAAGUUUGAAAACGCUCUAUGUGAUUUGGGGGCGAGUGUAAGUAUUUUGCCGUACAAAAUUUAUGAGAAACUUAGUCUUGGCGAUCUCACCCCUACCCCCAUGUCUUUGCAAUUAGCCGAUCGCUCGGUCAUGUUCCCAUUGGGUAGGGUUGAUGAUGUUCCCCUUGUGAUAGGGAAGUUGACUUUCCUUGUUGACUUCAUUGUCUUGGAUAUCGAUGAGGACGCCCAUAUCCCUAUUAUUUUAGGGAGGCCAUUCUUGGAUACAGCGGGUGCUUUCAUUGAUGUUCAAGGUGGUCUUAUCACCUUGAAGGCGGGAGACGCCAAGGCUAGUUUCAAGCUUGCUAUUGAAGAUCAAUGUUGCUCUAAGAUGAAAAGUUGCAUGAAAGUUGACACUCUUGCUUGUGUUGAGCACAAUCACUCUUGUGCUAAUUCUUCUAACAAUCCUUGUGUUUUUAAGUGUGGGUUUUGA
Molecule: messenger RNA, 1233 nt
Organism: Spinacia oleracea (spinach)
Lineage: Eukaryota; Viridiplantae; Streptophyta; Magnoliopsida; Caryophyllales; Amaranthaceae
Exons: 2
Coding region: 1-1233 (410 amino acids)
Source: RefSeq, a predicted model, not a curated record